AUGGACAUUAGUGGCUUUACCAAUACAGACAGUGGCUUUGCCUGGUGCUGGUCAUCGUUUUCCACGCCUAUCACUGUGUUCCCCACCAAAUGGGUAGAGUCCAGAAGCGAGAUGGUCCUCCAAACAGAUAACGCCACAGUUCUUAGCAGUGGGAUCGCGUCCAUGGGGCCUAUGGCAGGCUACUGGCAGGAAUCAGAUCUCUUGAGAUUUGAUCCCGAAUAUGCGGCUAUACUCGCAUCGAAAUUUGAUCUUGACUUCACACCGACUGCCGUAGCCACAGCCGAUGCCACAGCGGAAACAGCGUCUCCGCCAGAUCGAAGUCAAUUCCCAUCAGCGACGUCGUCCCUCGAAAUGGACUCUGAAGAAUCUACCGGUCUCAGUAGCGGCGCUAAGGCAGGCAUUGGUGUUGGGGUAGCCUUUGGAGUAGUAUUACUGUGCGCUGCUGGUUUCUUACUUUACAGGAGACGCGUCCAGAAGGUGAAGCUCGACAGCAAAUCUGCUUUACAGAACGAACAACCUGAGUUGGUUCAGAUGCGCACCCUACGGGACAAGGUGCGGCACAGCCCCAACCAACGCUCAACAGCCAACGAUUCGAUCCUUCUCACGGGCCACCUCGACCUCUGCCUCAUGAGCACAUACGGCGUAGUGGUCUCUGCGAAUUAA
Alternaria arbusti is the source of this 663-nucleotide messenger RNA. RefSeq lists its product as uncharacterized. The record is from RefSeq and is a predicted model, not a curated record. NCBI's taxonomy places the organism in Eukaryota, Fungi, Ascomycota, Dothideomycetes, Pleosporales, Pleosporaceae. Bases 1 to 663 code for a protein of 220 amino acids. The transcript is spliced from 2 exons.